This is a messenger RNA of Monopterus albus (swamp eel), 654 nucleotides long. RefSeq names its product toll-like receptor 2. NCBI's taxonomy places the organism in Eukaryota, Metazoa, Chordata, Actinopteri, Synbranchiformes, Synbranchidae. Gene Ontology annotation, cellular component: plasma membrane. The annotation marks the transcript as partial. The record is from RefSeq and is a predicted model, not a curated record. The transcript is spliced from 3 exons. Gene Ontology annotation, molecular function: protein binding.
UAACCGACCAAGCCCUGUUUCUGGACCUGUCCUUGAACAACAUCAGCAGGGUGAUGGACGACGACCUGACAGGCCACACACGACUGAGGGCUCUGAGUCUCCAUGGUAACAGGUUAGAUGAGGUGACGUCAUCAGCGUUCAACUCCCUGUGGAGCCUGGAGGAGCUGGAUCUGUCUGAUAAUCAGCUGAUCACUCUCAACUACACAUGGUUCAGCAAUCUGGGAGCUCUGAGGAAGCUCAACCUGCUCAACAACCCAUACAGCUGCCUGGGUUCUCCCCCAGUGUUCCAGGAGCUGGUCAGUCUGAGGCGGCUGGCAUUCGGAGGUCCUUACCUGGAGGAGUUAAAGAGAGGAGAUCUGUCUGGAGUCACUGAGCUGGAGGAGCUCACCGUGCACGGGAACAACCUGAUGAGGUCAGGAAAAAGUCUGAUUUUGUUUGUGCUGUUUCAUAGACAGAUGUCCUAACAUGGAAAGGAAAGGGCGCCUCCUAGUGGCAGCAUCACUUUUUCAGCAUUUGUUGAAAAAAGCUGCAGCCGACUAGUUUUCUGUCGACUGACUGAUGAAUCAUUACCGCUCUAAGAGGAGCAUUAAUUAAUGUUCAGUGUAGUUAUAAACAUGAAAAACAGGAUGCAAAUCAAGAAUUGUUUUAAAAAGG